Messenger RNA from Erinaceus europaeus (western European hedgehog), 1889 nucleotides. Its product is annotated as zinc finger protein 501-like. Gene Ontology annotation, cellular component: nucleus. Gene Ontology annotation, molecular function: RNA polymerase II cis-regulatory region sequence-specific DNA binding; DNA-binding transcription repressor activity, RNA polymerase II-specific. The record is from RefSeq and is a predicted model, not a curated record. Bases 357 to 1811 code for a protein of 484 amino acids. Gene Ontology annotation, biological process: central nervous system development; negative regulation of transcription by RNA polymerase II. The transcript has 5 exons. Lineage: Eukaryota; Metazoa; Chordata; Mammalia; Eulipotyphla; Erinaceidae.
GCAGAAGUUGACGGGGUGGGCGGCCGCGACCAAGAGGCCGGCCAGGCGGGCGCCUGAAGGCGAGCGGGGCUCAGCGGUGCCGCGGUUACAGUCGGCGCCGGGGUCGGCGGAAGGGGCGGCCGCCUCGCUGACGGCCGAUAGGAGCAGCAAGUCCUGUAUGUUCUUUCCCAAGAAGCCAGAAUCCUGUGUACUGUUCUGAUCCUGGUCUUUUUGCUGGAUCACCAUCUGCAGAGCAAGGGAUCCGAACCAAGGUGACGGAAUCGAAUCGAGAAGGUGUGGGAGCGGUUGUCCCUACUGCACAGAGGUGACCUGAAGCCCGGGGCCUCUCUUGAGUCUGCCCCACUUUUCAGAAUCCAAUGGCGGCCACUGCACGGAAGGAUCCAGCUCAGGAUAGUGUGACCUUUGAAGACGUGGUUGUGUACUUCUCCUGGGAGGAGUGGGGUCUCCUUGAUGAGGCUCAGAGAUGCCUGUACCACGAUGUGAUGCUGGACAACUUUGCGCUCGUGACCUCACUGGGUUGCUGGUUUGGAAUGGAGGAUGAAGAGAGACUUUCUGUGCAGACUGUUUCUGUAGAAAAAAUGCCUCUGGGCAAAACUGCUUCCUCCUGUGAAAAGUGUAUCCUGGUUGAGAGAGACACCCUGUACCUGACUGACUACCCAGGACUGCACUCUGGACAGAAAGCCUACAUCUGUGAAGCAUGUGGGAAGCAGUUCUGGUUCAGUCCGCACCUUCACCAGCACCAGAAACACAGUGAAGAGAAAAAGCCAUUCCAGAGGGACAUAGACAGGACCUCACUGGUGACGGGCUUCCAGUUCCAUGUGCUGGAGAAGCCCUUCACCUGUGGGGACGUUGGGAAGGACAUCCUGGCGAUGCUGGGCCUUCUCCAGCACCAGGCCACUCUUAAAGGGACCAAGUCACACAGCAGCCUGCAGUGUGGGGAGGCCCCCCACAGUGGGAGGUGUGAUCACAAGUGCAGUGAGUAUGGCGACUGCUUCAGCUGCGAACACAAGCCAUUUCAGGACCCGCAGCCUCACUCUGGAGAGCGUUACUGCGGUGGUGGUGGUGGCUGUGAUGACGGUGAGAAGCCCUUCAGCCAGAGCUCUGCCCUCAGUAGCUGUCCGGCAGAGGACACAGGCACACCCUCUUACGAGUGCAGUGAUUGUGGGCGAUCCUUCAACCAAAGUUUCAAGCUCCUUCAGCACCAGAGAAUCCACAAUGGGGCCAGGCCUUACAUAUGCAGUGAAUGCGGCAAAGCUUUCACCUACAAGUUCAGACUUGUCCAGCACCUGCAAACCCACAUGAGAGUGAAGCCAUAUGAGUGUAGCGAGUGUGGGAAAGCCUUUAGCUACAGUUCCACACUCAUUAAGCACCAGAGGGUGCACAGUGGGGUCAGGCCGUACAAAUGUGCUGAGUGUGGCAACUCCUUUAGCCAGAGCUCCAACCUCAUCCAGCACCAGAAAAUCCACAGUGGAACGAGACCGUACAAGUGCAGUGAAUGUGGAAAGACUUUCAGCUACAAAUGCAAACUUCUCCAGCACCUGCGGAUCCACACUGGAGAAAGGCCAUAUGAGUGCAGUGAGUGUGGCAAGUCCUUCAGCCACAGCUCCACUCUCAACCAGCACCAGAGGACCCACACUGGAGCCAGACCCUUUCAGUGCAGCGAGUGCGAGAAAUCCUUUAGCCAGAAGUCCAACCUGAUUCAGCACCGGCGAGUUCAUACAGGAGAAAGGCCGUAUGAGUGUGGGGAAUGUGGAAAAGCAUUCAGCCAAAGCUCCCACAUCAUUCAACACAGAAAAUUGCACACCAGAUAACAGCAAUGCAAACAACAAAACAAACACUGGGAAAACCUUCAUGUCUAUUCAUGUAAAUAAACAUGAAACUUAAUGCAA